UCACUUCUCAAAUGGCUUCCCCUAACUUUUUUUACAUAAUUUCUAUUCUCUUUCUUCAACUUGUUUUAGUCUUUGGAAAUGUUACUCUGAGUUCUACUCUCUCUACCAACAACAACAAUUCAUGGCUAUCACCUUCUGGUGAAUUUGCUUUUGGAUUUCGUCAACUUAAUAAAAACAACACAAACUUCUUCAUGCUUGCAAUAUGGUACAACAAAAUAUCCGACAAAACCAUUGUUUGGACUGCCCAAAACGACAACAACCUCGUACAAGCACCGAAAGGGUCACAAAUUCAAUUAACAUCAGGUGGACUCACGUUAACAACUUCACAAGGUGAUUCCCUUUGGACAGCACAACCAAACAAUGCUGUUUCCUAUGGCACCAUGCUUGAUACUGGUAACUUUGUUCUUGUUAACAAAACUUCUACUUUUGUUUGGGAAAGUUUCAAUUUUCCCACUGAUACCUUGUUACCUAAGCAAUCUCUUGAUUUGAGUGGUACCUUGACUUCUAGAUUCUCAGAAACCAAUUUUUCAAGUGGAAGGUUCCAACUUUAUUUCAAUGGUGAUAAUAUUUUGAUGAGUCCACUUGCAUGGCCUACUCAACUACGUUACGAUUCUUAUUAUAGUAGUAAUGUUCCUGAAAACUAUAAUUCUUCAAGUUUAGUCUUUGAUGAAUUAGGUGAUAUUUAUGUGGAAACAAAUAAUAUCAAUGGGACUAGAGUGAAACCUCCAGGGAAAAACUGGGGUGAUUUAGUUCUUGAUUCUAAGUUGUAUUAUUAUAGAGCAACACUUGAUUAUUAUGGAGUUUUUACACAAUAUUCUCAUCCAAGGGAUAUUAAUGCAAAACAAGGAUGGAGUAUUAUGAGGUAUGUUCCUGAUGACAUUUGCAUUGAUAUACGCAGUGAUUUUGGUAGUGGUACUUGUGGUUAUAAUAGUUAUUGUUCUAUAGAAAAUCAGAGGCCUAGUUGUAAAUGUCCUUAUGGAUAUUCACUGACAGAUCAAAGUAAUCAAUUUGGUGGGUGUCAAUUAAAUUUCCCACUUGGUUGUGAAGUUGAUAAUGGUGAAGUAUUGAAUGUGAAACCAGAAGAAGUGUAUGAGUACAGUGUUGUUGAAGGUGUGGAUUGGCCUUUAUCAGAUUAUGAAAGGUUGCAGCCUUAUUCUCAAUAAGAUUGUCAACAAUCUUGUUUGCAUGAUUGUAU
Molecule: messenger RNA, 1195 nt
Organism: Cicer arietinum (chickpea)
Lineage: Eukaryota; Viridiplantae; Streptophyta; Magnoliopsida; Fabales; Fabaceae
Product: G-type lectin S-receptor-like serine/threonine-protein kinase LECRK3
Source: RefSeq, a predicted model, not a curated record